Messenger RNA from Glossina fuscipes, 2765 nucleotides. RefSeq lists its product as uncharacterized. The transcript is spliced from 4 exons. Gene Ontology annotation, cellular component: membrane. The record is from RefSeq and is a predicted model, not a curated record. NCBI's taxonomy places the organism in Eukaryota, Metazoa, Arthropoda, Insecta, Diptera, Glossinidae. The coding region runs from base 1 to 2196 and encodes 731 amino acids.
AUGGGAGCUUACGUACAGAAACCGAGGAUUAAUAGAACAUUGAUAUCUUUAAAAGUGGUAGUGUUCUUUGUUAUAAGCGGCAUAACGGCUUUACACAUUUUGCAUGCUAUUAAACCUUUACUCCUGGGUUUUAAUUUCGAAGAAUAUCGCAAAAUUAGUAUUAUAGCUCCAUUCGUAUCGAUAUUGGGCCCAUUGAUAGCCGGUCCUUUGGCUGAUCGAUUGGCGGCAAAAAAUGCGAAUAAUUUUGGCCGUUGCCUACGCUUACUGACCGCAAUAUUUUUAUUGAUUGCUGCCAUCAUUUACGCUUGCCUGUUUGCGGUGCCCGAGGUGCAACGGGAAGAGGCUCGACGUCCACGGGUUAGUUUCGGUUGCGAUGUCAAUGGAGCGAUAGUAUUUCAAGAACGCUGCUCUGAUGAGGACAUGUGUCAUCACGGAAAAGAGCGGCACGGUCGCAUUGAUCUCACCAAUUGUACGUACGCCUGUCAGGAUCCUACGAAAUAUGAGAACAUGUAUACGCCUUGGUUGGAGCAUAUACCCACACCAUCUCCGUCUACCGAACAUAGUUCAGAAUUUGAUUACGAAGAUGAUUCCGCGGGGGCAGUAACCGAAAGUUUAAGGGCUCGCCGUGCCGCUAAAACUUCGGAAUCCUCCCUUGAAUUCGGCGGUGAGUUGCUAAGCGCUGAAGUGCACUCGAGACCAAGCAGAGCAGUGAAAUCUGCACCGUCCAAAGUGUAUGUGGAGCCACCGCAUUUAUGUUUAGUAGAGAAGACGGCUAAUGAGGAGCCAAAGGUAACUAACUGCCACGUCUACACAGACGAUACCGAUAGCAUACUUGUGGACACUGUAAUGAGAGAAGCUAUAAAUGACGGUAACGACACACAUAGUGCUGGUUGGUGUAAUUAUCCAUUGGAUGGCUUCCAGUGUCAGGUGCCCUUACAGCAAGCCAAUUACAUGAUACAGUUGAAGAAUGGCAGUGAUUGCAAACCAAUGAUCGAGUGCCAGGUGGUUAAUCCUUACGAUUACAAGGACAGCGUUUUGGCGCAUAGUGAAUGUGUAAAAAUCACUGGUGAUUUAGAGGCCACGCUUGGAGGUUACAUGGCCAUACGUAUUUUGGGUGAUAUUUUCCCUAUGGCUGCGUUAACGCUGUUAAACACUGCUAUUGUUGUAGCAGUAAGGGAAACUUCUGAAGGACGUGGAGAAAUUUGUCGUCAAUAUGCUUGGGGUGCGGUGGGAUAUGUUUUGCUCAUUUCUCCUUUAGAUGUAUUCUUUUUCAAUCAGGAAUCCUGGGAAACGGCCGCUAUGGUAGCCUUAAUAUUGGUUAUCAUUUGCUUUGUUUUGGCUGCCAUCGUUUUACUUAUUGCCUCCAAUAUGCCUUUAAGUCCUCCUGAAUGGUGGUGGCACACCAAGACCGGUAUGCUAGUAUAUCCCAUGUCAGCCAUACGUAAAUAUGGACCGGAAAUAUUUGUUCUAUGCUUGGUUUGCCUUCUCUUUGGUACGUUCUGGAGUAGCAUACACAGCUAUCUGAUGUGGACUUUUGCCGGGGCUUAUGCCAUACCGUUCGCCGCAUUGCUCUUAGUAGUGGUGUUAUUUUUAAAUCUGGAUAAAUUUAUUGAAUAUUGCGGUCAUUCGAACAUCUUUAUUGCUGGAUUUGCAGUCCUAGUUAUACGUUUUACAGCACUAAGCUGCAAGGAUGCCGUAUGGUUUAUUGUGCUGACCGAAGUCCUUGAACCGGUAGUCGUUGGGAUUGUAUGGAUUACUAUAAUACUAUAUAUGCGUCAUGUAAUGCCUCGUAAAUUAACUGCCACUGGUCAAGCCAUAGCCAUUAUAAUGUUCUUUGGUUUAGGAAAAGGCUUUGGUGCUUUGAUUGGCCUGGUACGUGAUGAAAAAUAUCCCGACAUGCAAGCCGGCGUUUUACAUGAAACUUUAGCCGUCUUAGCUUGUCUGAUUGCUCUCAUUUAUUUUGUGAUUUAUAAUUUAAUACUGGCACCUCGAUGCACCGCCAAACCGGUGACACAUAUUGACGACAUGCUUACUGGAUCGGCAUCGCAAACUUUUGCAAACGGUGGCGGCGGUGGUGGUGGGGUAGGCAGUGCUGGUGCUCCUAUUAACGGCACCGGAACCGGCAAUGGAAGCAGUUACUCACCUUUACGCAUUUACCACAAUGAGCGCGGAAAGAAAGGACAAUUCAGAUACUAAGCUAAGACUCACACAAACACAUACACAUAUACAAACACACGCGCACUUAUUUAAUGUCCUCUUUCGAUUUUAACCCUCGCCAGCUAAAAAAUGAAUCACGAAAACAUUAAAAAAAUUUUUACCUACUCAUCUAAUUGCAGCAAAUAAAAAGUAUGCGGUGAUCAUAUUUUUCAAAAAGGCAAUUGCGAAAUAAUAAUAAUGGUUAAGGAGAGGUAACCUUGUCCGGGCAUAUACAUUGCGAUGCAAGCCAUGAGCAUUUUGAUGAGUAGUUCACAGCGCGCAUUUAACAUUGAAAUUCGAUUAAUAAUUUCUGUGCGAACAAAUCUGCCACAAUUAUGUAUUUUAAUUUCAUAAUGAAGUAGUGGGAUGCAUGCCAAAGCAUACUUUCUAUUUGUUAUUACUCGCUAAUUAACAGUGAAACUGAAUAACAAUAUUUAAAGUUGUUUUAUCUUAAGCUUGCUAAGCAGAGGAAGGGAAUAAUAAAUGAGUACAGAACAUUUAAAUAUAAUCUUAAAUUAAAUGUAAUUUAAAUUAACUAAUCAAUUAUUACAAAUAUAAGUUUUUUAAUU